Molecule: messenger RNA, 1697 nt
Organism: Lolium perenne
Lineage: Eukaryota; Viridiplantae; Streptophyta; Magnoliopsida; Poales; Poaceae
Product: serpin-ZXA-like
Molecular function (GO): serine-type endopeptidase inhibitor activity
Source: RefSeq, a predicted model, not a curated record
CACCCUACAUAGCCCUCCACCGCCCACCGCCCACCGCCCGCCGCCCGCCGCCGCCGAUGCCAUCCCCUCCUUUGCCCAAGCUCGUGUGCCUCCCCCUCCUCCUCGCGCUCGCCCUCGCCGCGACGCUGCUGUACGCCGCCGGGCUCCACGCGACACUCGCGCGCGUGCGCCCCGCGCCGAACCCUGCCACCAUGCGCGACGGCCAGACGACCCUCGCGCUCCGCCUCGCCAAGCAGCUCGCGCCUGCAAGCGGCAACACCACCACCGCCACCACCAAGGGCAACGUCGCCUUCUCCCCGGUGUCCAUCCACGCGGCGCUGUCGCUCGUGGCCGCGGGGGCGCGCGGCGCCACGCUCGACCAGCUGCUCGCCUUCCUCGGGGCGCCGUCCGCGGCGGCCCUCGCCGACUCCGGACGCCGCGUCGUCCACCGCGUCCUGGCCGAUCGAGCGGCCUCCGGGGGGCCACGCGUCCUCUUCGGCGGCGGCAUCUGGUCCGACGCCUCGUGCGGCGCGCUCAGGACGGCGUUCCGGGACGUGGCGGUUCAGUCCUACAAGUCCGAGGCCCGCACCAUGAGCUUCGCCAACGAGCCCGAAGAAGUAGCCAACGCAAUCAACGGCUGGGUGAAGAAGGCCACGAACAACAUCAUCGACUCCAUGAUCUCCCCCAAGGACAUCACCGGCGGCACCGUCCUCGUGCUCGCCAAUGCAGUUUACUUCAAGGCCAAAUGGGAGAUUCCGUUCGAAUCGAGCCUUACAUCGUCUGGCUCGUUCCACCGGCUCGACGGCAGCCGUGUCGACGCGCAGUUCAUGUCCGGGACCAUGUACGCCGCGCAGUACGCGUCGUGCUCGGACGGCUUCAAGAUCCUCCAGCUCCCCUACGAGCACGGCCGAGAUUUCGGCAUACGGCGUGGCCGUGGGGACGCAGCUGGCGCGGACGACACGCGCUACUCCAUGUACCUCUUCCUCCCGGACGAGCGCCAGGGGAUCGCCAGCAUGCUGGACGCGGUCACCGCGGGGCCAGACUACCUGUACGCUGUCCUGAACAAGACGGCGGCUAACACCGUCAGGGUUACGCUGCCAAAGUUCGCGAUAAGCUUCAACCGGAACCUCGUCGACGACCUCCGUCUGAUGGGGCUCUCACUGCCGUUCUCGUCGGAGUCAGCCGACUUGCGAGGCAUCUUCGACAAGGAAUGGCAGGCAUUCAUUGGCAAGGUUCUGCACAAAGCGGUCGUCAAGGUGAGCGAAGAAGGGACGGAGGCGGCCGCGGUCACGAUGAUUAUGAUGGAUGGAGUUGUAAGGGAGCAACCGGUCGACUUCGUCGCUGACCAUCCCUUCAGUUUCUUCAUCAUGGAGGAGCGGUCAGGGGUGAUCGUCUUUGCUGGCCAUGUCCUUGAUCCCACCACGAACUGAUAAGCAUCCACUUGUAGAAACUUCAGGCACUAGCUAUUUGCUGAUAUUCUACCAUCUUCUUGUGCUAGCUUGUCCUUGAUCCCACCAACUGAUAAGCAUCGAGUUAAGGAAACUUCAGGCAUUGCCUAUUUGCUGAUAUUCUACCAUCUUCUUGUGCUAGCUAGCUGCUUAAUUAUCAGCUUCAUGUACUGUGUGAACCAACCAUGACAUCAUAUAUUGUUGGAUGUAUAUCUCUUAACGAAUACUACUGCAUUUCAGCUUCAUGUAUUAAUUGUCGAUAGCUCUAAA